Messenger RNA from Penaeus vannamei (Pacific white shrimp), 1032 nucleotides. NCBI's taxonomy places the organism in Eukaryota, Metazoa, Arthropoda, Malacostraca, Decapoda, Penaeidae. The record is from RefSeq and is a predicted model, not a curated record.
UGUUUCCCCUGCCAAAAGGGAGAAGAAGGGGGGGGGGAGGCAAGGAGGGAGGAGGAUAAAUAUAAAAGUCCGAGAGCGCAGGCGAUUUCCUCCAGAAGCAAGUGAGACCCUCCAACGUCUAGUCGCAAUUUCGGGAGCACCCUGUGAAGAAAAGGAUGGGUGACAUCGAGAAGGGCAAGAAGAUCUUCGUGCAGCGAUGCGCGCAGUGCCACACGGUGGAGGCCGGCGGCAAGCACAAGACGGGCCCCAACCUGCACGGCCUCUUCGGGCGCCAGACGGGGCAGGCCGCCGGCUACGUCUACACAGAUGCCAAUAAGUCCAAGGGCAUUACUUGGGCCUCUGAUACCCUUGAUAUCUACCUGACCAACCCCAAGAAGUACAUCCCCGGCACCAAGAUGGUGUUCGCCGGCCUCAAGAAGAAGGGCGAGCGAGCGGACCUGAUCGCCUACCUCGAGGACUCCACCAAGUAAACGAGACACUUCGCGAGAGACUAAACAGAAGCUGAUAAACACGAGACGAAGAAAACUGGACUGACGUUAAGUGGCUCCGGCGUGCACUGACUCUCAUGCACGCGGAACCCCAUAUAUAUAUAAAUACAAAAAUCACUCUAUUUAGUCUUAGUCGCUGGACCAAAACCUGCUACCUGCUCCUCCGUCAGCUGAGAAGGGGCAGGUAGCGACACUUUCUCCAGAGUUCUCGGACGGCCAUCACUUGCCCUUGGACGAACACAGCUGAUCUCCACUCCCCGAAGAACUACUAUAUCCUCCAGACGCAAGAAACGAAGAGGAGAGAAACACCGAGACGGCAAAGGAGAGAAAGAGGAACUAAAUCAGUUCCUCUAGACGGGGGGAGGCGUGCGAGAGGGAGAUGGCCAGGUUCAUCGUCCAAGUGUGUGGAUGCAGCUCUUCUGAGACACUCACUUGCAUUUCAUCAUCACUUGUGUAUACUUCAUGUUAAACUUCAUGUAUUGUUAUCUUCAUCUUACCCGGGUGAGAAAUGACAUAUAGUGUGUUAAUAAACUGUAUAUUUAGC